AUGAGCUUUGAACAUGGAAAAGACUUGCUAUUUGUCUACUACUAUGAUGAUUAUAACUUUAGUGCACAGAGAAAAAUACCCUGGCUACCGAUUAUUAAUGCUACUGAUGAGAAUGAGCAUCAACUCACAAUGGACUAUCUGGCUGAGGUCGUCGAUCCGAUGGAGCGUGAUAUUCCCAUAACCGAUUUGCAGCAUCAUUGCCUAUUGCUUGCAUCACAGCCAGGAAUUCCACUGGCCAGGCAUCGAGAUCGAGCGAUCGUACUCUAA
This is a messenger RNA of Strongylus vulgaris, 267 nucleotides long. The record is from the annotation of a GenBank genome assembly. NCBI's taxonomy places the organism in Eukaryota, Metazoa, Nematoda, Chromadorea, Rhabditida, Strongylidae.